Messenger RNA from Dendronephthya gigantea, 1345 nucleotides. RefSeq names its product monoacylglycerol lipase ABHD12-like. Gene Ontology annotation, cellular component: endoplasmic reticulum membrane. The transcript has 14 exons. Gene Ontology annotation, molecular function: monoacylglycerol lipase activity; phosphatidylcholine lysophospholipase A1 activity. The coding region runs from base 187 to 1233 and encodes 348 amino acids. The record is from RefSeq and is a predicted model, not a curated record. Gene Ontology annotation, biological process: phosphatidylserine catabolic process; monoacylglycerol catabolic process. NCBI's taxonomy places the organism in Eukaryota, Metazoa, Cnidaria, Anthozoa, Malacalcyonacea, Nephtheidae.
UUUAAGCCUAAAGAAGUAAAAGAACUUUCCUUCCAAAAUUUCGAAACACCCACAGAAUAUUUAAACAAGUGACCUUUGUCCCUAUAAUUACUUAGAUAUUUAAAAUUUAAAAAGUUUCAUUUUCCGACUACUUGUGGGAAAAAUUAUUUAUAAAGACACGUAGUUGUUUAUAUUCCAAAGUUUAAAAUGUCUAGGCAACGAAGAAAGGGUGCUAUUGAAGAUUUACAAUACAAUUCGUUUCCUUCAACUAAACCCGCCCAAUUAAACGAAACAAGGGGCAUCUUUGGAAAAGUGGUAAAGACCCUGGUCUUGUCUUUGAUCAUUUUAUAUUGUUUGCCAGUAUUGUUGACAUAUUUCAGUUCAACUGUUCGACAUCAACUUGUCUUUUUAAAUUAUUUAACAAAUCCAUUUACAAAUUAUAAUAACCUGGCUGAACAUGGAUUAAAGUCAAGGGCUACAAACUUAUAUAUCACUGGCAAUGCUGGGAAGCUAGGAAUAUGGCACAUCCUGGCAGAAGGCUCAACAGCAAUUAAUGAUGGUAAACCUGUGGUCUUAUACAUGCAUGGAAAUGCUUACUCCAGAGCUGCCAAGCACAGGGUUGCAACAUACAAGGUUCUAUCCGCGCUGGACUGUCACGUGGUUGCACACGAUUACAGAGGAUUUGGUGAUUCCGAAGGUAUUCCUUCCGAGCAGGGAAUAAUUCAGGACAGUUUAACAGUUUUUCAAUGGAUCUUGGCAAAUACUGACAACGGUCCAGUUUAUCUUUGGGGUCAUUCAUUGGGAUCCGGUGUCGCUGUAGCUCUCUCUAAAAUACUGACAGAAAAAAAUAUCCCAGUGAUGGGGAUUAUAUUGGAGGCACCAUUCAAUAACAUGAGGGAAGGCGCUUUAUAUCAUCCGUUAUCCGCACCAUAUAAGUUUUUGCCGUUUUUCCAAGACGCGUUGCAAGAGAUCAAUGGCUUGUUCAAAAACGAUGAAAUAAUUACCAGCAUAAAGUAUGAUAUAUUAAUGCUUCACGACCAUGGUGACGAAAUUGUUAAAAUGGAUUUAGGGAAAAAGUUAUAUGAAGCAGCUGUAAAGCACAAAAGGGAAUACCAAACGAUAAUAUUCAAAGAGUUGCGUGGAUACAGUCAUACGACGAUUUAUUCAGCGCCAAAUCUGCCGGAAAUACUAAGGAACUUUAUGAAGCUGGAACAAAUUGGAAAGACUAACGCUGAUGAUUCAGAACAGAGUUAGCUUCUUGCUUAGCAUAUUAUCAUGGCUUAAUUUAUCAUUUUAGCAGAGAUAUUGAAUAUAGGUUUAAAAGUAUGUAGUAUAUCAACCAAUAAAUGCUUUGAAGAAAAUUUCA